AUGAGCCCGAGGUCAGAUGAUGGAAGUUCUCCACUGAUUCCUCUUCUGCGACCAUUUGUGUACUUUGGACGUGAAUAUGACAAAAUAUUUGUGAAUAAUAAUGGAGACCUGACCUUUGACAGUCCACUUUAUCAGUGGUAUCCCUAUUAUUUUCCUGCAUACUCAUCUAUAGACAUCAUCGCUCCACUGUGGACAGACAUUUAUAUUUAUGAGAAAGGAACCAUCUCUUACAGAAAAGUAACAGAUGCUCGUCUCUUGAAUCGUGCUUCAAGAGACAUAAACAAAUAUUUUCCCAUCUUGAACUUCUCUGCCACUUGGGUUUUUAUUGCUACAUGGGAUAAAGUACCAUAUUAUGGAAACAGAGAGGCAGAGUCAACCUUCCAAGUGGUUUUGGUGUCUGGAAAAAACAUGUCAUUUACACUUAUGCAUUAUGAUUUUAUCACUCCGACUGAAAAUGCAGAGUCUGGCUUUGACACAAUUAACUCUACUAAUUUCUUUUCAAUUCCGGUUUCUGAGGUCGCAAAUCUGUCAUACACAAGCAAUGUCAAUGUCACGGGUAGAUGGGUAUUUCGUGUUGACAAUUCAUCAGAAAACAAUGGGGUCAUGAACUGA
Carassius gibelio (silver crucian carp) is the source of this 612-nucleotide messenger RNA. Its product is annotated as sushi, nidogen and EGF-like domain-containing protein 1. NCBI's taxonomy places the organism in Eukaryota, Metazoa, Chordata, Actinopteri, Cypriniformes, Cyprinidae. The coding region runs from base 1 to 612 and encodes 203 amino acids. Gene Ontology annotation, biological process: cell-matrix adhesion. The record is from RefSeq and is a predicted model, not a curated record. The transcript is spliced from 5 exons.